This is a messenger RNA of Cryptomeria japonica (Japanese cedar), 4671 nucleotides long. RefSeq names its product transcription factor PIF1. NCBI's taxonomy places the organism in Eukaryota, Viridiplantae, Streptophyta, Pinopsida, Cupressales, Cupressaceae. Gene Ontology annotation, molecular function: DNA-binding transcription factor activity; protein dimerization activity. Gene Ontology annotation, biological process: regulation of DNA-templated transcription. Bases 497 to 2836 code for a protein of 779 amino acids. The record is from RefSeq and is a predicted model, not a curated record. The transcript has 9 exons.
UCCUGGAUCACGGAUUGUGUUUCGAUUAUAUGACCAUGUUUGAAAAUCAAAUGGUUAAUAAGCAUGCGAUCAUCUAUAGUCACCUGCAUUCCAGUAGGGCAUAAUUUCUCAGAGCACAAGAAAUGAGUUAGGAAGAUGGACCUUGCUCUUGCACUUGAUUAUGAGAGAAUUGGGGACAUGUUGUUCAGCUCAUCUUGUCAAUUUUGGCAUUUUCCUUGUUCCAUGGUUAGAUCACUAAAACAACCUACUGGUUCAUGGAUUGGGCAUUUGUGUUCCAUAAUUGCUUUAAGGCCUCAGCUCAAACUUCUGCCGCUGAGUAUAAUGGCACUUCUCACCAUUGUGUUAAUAAGUUUUUUUUUUUUUUUUUUAAUAAAUAAAAUCUCCGGGGAUUGGCUUACAAAUCUGUCAGUUUAGAGUUGGUAAUUCAUUCCAUCAAAUCGGGUCUUUUGGGGAUGAUUCCUUUGAAUCAUGUAGUAUCUGUGAAAGAGCAGGGAUUAUGAUUCAAGACAGUAAAUUUGAUGUUCAUCUUUGCUCAGAUUUAGUGUUACAUGCUUACUUUUGUGUGAGCAUGAAUCAUUGUGUACCGAAUUGGGACUCGGAAAAUGGAAUUAUGCCUUCCCCAGAUUUCCUUCCAAUGACAAAGUCAAACUGGGAUACUGCACAACAGAAGAGAUCGUUGUUGCCAGAGCAUGAUAUUGAAGAACUUGUGUGGGAAAAUGGUCCAGUUGUGAAUAAAGUGAUCAAACGCCCCUUGCCCAGUCAGUUUUCUAAAUCUCUGCAAAAUGAUGAUGCUGUGUUACCCGGAAAGCCUUCCCUUGUCGGAAAGGAUAACGUUUUGGAUUCAGUUGUACAUGAUAUGACAACAGCCAAUGCUAGUUCCAUUCAGGAAGAUGAAAUGGCUUCAUGGCUACAUUAUCCUCUUGACGAUUCUCUGGAAAAAGAGUACUGUUCUGAUUUCUUCGGAGGAAUGCCUAGCACAAAUGUUCACUUGUUUAGAGAUUCAAUUGGAGCACAGGUUAAUCAUGUACCUGCUGAAAAGGUUUCCAGUGUUCAGGUACAGAAGGGAUCUUCUUUACCCAGCGACUGCAAUUCAGUACCAUGGACAGGAGGAUUUGGGACUAUGGUCAAUGCUGCAAACACGGCAGGUUCAAGCAAUAUGGGAAAGGAUUCUGGCCCAAGAUCAGUCAGUUCAGACAAGGCUAUGGCUCUGGGUGCAGGAAGGGCAUCUGGGCUGAUACCUCAAUCUGGUUCUGACACAUUUGCCAAAGUCCGGACUGCCACUCAACUGCCAGUUUCCAAAUGGCAUAAUAGUGUUCAGCCUUCUAGUAAUUCAGAAGGUAACCAGUCUCCCUGUCAAAAGACCGCUACACAAUCCGUUUCUCCUCUGGCUAUGCAACCUCCAAAAAUGCAAACUAUGGACAUAGGACAUAUGAAGCUAGGUAGUAGAUCAAGAGUAGUGAAUUUUUCCCACUUUUCAAGACCAGCAGCCACAAUUAAAGCAAAUCUGCAAAGCAUAAGCUCAGUUAGCGGACUAUCAACAAUAGGGAUAUCGAAUAGAGUAGAUAAGUUAAGAGAGGAUGGAGGUGCACCUGCAGAACCCUCUAUAAUGGAGUCAACCACUAGUGAUAUGACUACGAUUACCUCAAGUACUGCAACUAUUAGUCAAGUCCACGAUAUAAGUUAUUGUCAUACUCGUCAGAAUCCACAGCCAGUGAGAAGUUCUGACCUUGUAACAUGUUCAGAAGAUGUUACUGCUUGCAGUGCUAAAGCCCCAGAGCAACUAGGAAGCCAAAUUUCAAAUGUUGCUAGAAGUUUGGCAUCAGGAGGACCAGAGAAAUGUGGGGAGGUAGGUGAUGUUCAAGAACCUACAAUUACUUCCUCCUCAGGAGGAUCAGGUAACAGUGCAGGAAGGAUGGGAAAAGAACCUGCCAAUACAAGCAAGAGGAAGGGUAGAGAUGCUGAGGAGUCAGAGUGCCAGAGUGAGGAUGUUGAAUAUGAAUCUGUGGAUGCAAAGAAACAAGCUCCACCACGCACAACAUCUAAAAGAAGUCGAGCUGCAGAAGUUCACAAUCAGUCAGAGAGAAGGCGAAGGGACAGGAUAAAUGAAAAAAUGAGGGCAUUGCAAGAGCUCAUACCUCACUGUAACAAGUCUGACAAAGCUUCGAUGCUGGAUGAAGCUAUUGAAUACUUGAAGACACUUCAGUUGCAAGUACAGAUUAUGUCAAUGGGAGGUGGAAUGGGUAUAUCUCCAAUGGUUUUUCCUGGGGGCAUGCAGCAUUUUCAAGUGCCACAGAUGGCACAUUUGUCUCAUAUGGGUAUGGGUAUGGGCAUGGGCAUGGGCAUGGGCAUGGGUUAUAGCAUGGGAAUGCUAGAUAUGGGUGCUGCUUCAGUUCGGCCUGUUAUGCCGCUACCUCCAAUGCAUGUGUCGGCACUUCCUGCUUCGACAAUUCACUGUCCAGCAGCAAUGCCGAUGUCUGGAAUGCCUGGACCAAGCCUUCCAUUACCAAGGAUUCCUGGAACAGGAAUACAAGUAUCUGGUCUCCCUGUAUCAACACUUCCUGUAUCUGGUUUAUCUGGAACAGCUCAGCCUGCAUUAGGGUCAAGUUCAGCAGCAAACUCUACCAAUUUACAGGAACAAUUGCAGGGUGCAAAUGUAAUAGAUCCUUACAAGUUUUAUCUCAGUCGUCCACAAAUGCAACUCUCUUCCCAGGCCAUGAAUGGUAACUUGUAUAAUGUCCCAAUGGCACAGUCCGCACCUCAGAAUCCAACUCAGCCAAGUGGCAGGGGACUUCCCAAUAUGGAACCUGGAUCUGGCAAUGUGGGAGCGGCUGGUUAGAGAAGGCACUCUUGAUCAAUAUCAACAAUUUUUUUUUCUGGGAAUGUUCAAACAAUAGAUAUGAGGCAAGAAUGGCCCCUUCCUGCAAAUUAGCUCUUGAGGUUUCUGAGAGCAGAAGUGACAACAAAGCUGUCCUCGCCUUGGAGGCUUGUGGGGUGGUUUGCUCUUGGAGACUUGUGGGGUGGUUUGCUCUUUGUAUAUUAUUUUUGGUAAGCAUUGGCCUUAUAUAUAGUUUUAUCUUCGAAAGGUUUCUAGUGACCGGAGAUAUUACUACAAAGGAUCUACCUCCUGACUGCAAUAACAUCUAUCGACCUUGCAAGUAGCACACCUGUAGUUGAUCAUGUCUACCGCACUCUCAUAUGGUGGGGCUACCAUGGCAAGGGUAAAAUUUUCUGUAAUUAUUCUUACAAAUGUUGAUCAUGCCACGAGCUGAAGGAUGUUUAUAAGCUCUGAGGUAUUUCAACUCAUUCAUUUUUGAUAGGCAUUUGUUUUCCUUUUAGGCAUGAGAAAGGAGACUCAAAUUUCUAUUUGUUUGGGAGCAUCCCUUAAAGUGUUGGUCUGUGCUCUCAGUGCCAAAGUUGCAUAUUUUACCAAACCAAGUUCCAAUAACAGACCCCUACUUUCAGCUGCUGGUUUCAGAAAUAAGUUGUUUAUAUUCCCGGUACUUUUUUGAGGCCAAUUUAAAUUCGAGAUCAAAUCGUUAACUAGUUGCAGUGAUAAUGAUUUCAGUAAUGAAUCUGGCCGUUAUCGUGUUUCCUUAAUUCCACCCAUAAACAAUGCAGUCCCUCCUUUAUUGCAGUGCAUUGCCACUUACAAGCAUCCAAUUACUUGUCUUAAUCUUCUAUGAGUAACAUUUUCUCAAGGACUUUUCUAAAACUGUGUACGAGUCUUGGAGGUGAUCUGUGUAAAACUUCAUUGAAGUUUGCUCAAGUUCCUGUUUUCAUUUGCAGUUUGUGGAAAUCUAGAAAAUAUGGGCAGGGUUUUAAAGUCAAUAUCGACUUUAGAAGGUUUUGUGAACAAAAUUAUCAAACCAUGUUACAUUUCCUUAUCUACCAAGUUGCCUGUGUUAACAUAGUUGAAUUGCUUAAUUCUUUUUUAAGGUGGGUGGAAAUUAUCUCUAGACAUUAGAAUGUCCGACUUUGAAAUGUAUAAUGCCUUUUUUGAAUUACAGCUUCUGUAAUUAUCCAAUGAAUCCACUAGGGCAUAAUUGGUACCUAAUUGAUUUCUCUCUGGAUGAUUUUCAUUUGGGUCAGAGAAUUUCCUUGAUCAUGUAUGGUCUCAGAUCUGCAAGCAUGCUUGAUAAUUGGCGUAAUUCAGUGGUGUUGCUCCAUUCAUUAUAGGAUUUUCAAUAUAAGUUCUAUCAUGGAACACCCAUCUUUCAGCUGAUAAUGAGUCAUGGGCUCAUGGUUAUGCCAUUGAGCCAGGCGUGGUAGCAGCGCAAUAUAUGUACCUUUCAACAAUUUAGACAAGGUAUUUGACUCUGUUGCAAGCGAGGCUUCAGUUCAUUCUAGGAAGAACCAAACAAGAAAUGGGUGCUUGGAUCUGCAUUGGAGUAUCAUUUUGGUUGUCGGCAAUCAGGAAUGGAUAACAAUUAUUGGGAAUUCAGGCUGUGACUCCAACUAUGCCAAAUGUUAAACUUGCAGAAUUUAAUCUCGGACAUCACCAAGGAGUUUUGAAUGAGAGUUGUUCAUUUCACAGUGAAGAUGAUAGAGGUGUUUUCUUCAUUGUCUUUUGUGGAUAGUGUGGUGGAAGUCUCAUCAAAGGAUUGUUUUAGUGGAUUUAUGUUACCGAGAAAUAAAGAUUCAAUUCCCUUUUUGGUUUUUCCUUCUGAAUUU